GUCAGAGGAGAUAAUCUCUGUACACUCAUGACAUCAUCCUCCUGCUUAUAUAUUUAGGGAAUGGCCUGAGCAUCUCUCAUAGUUCAGUCACUUUCAAAGUCUGCUGAAAGCAAGAGGAAGCUCUAGAGAGAGCCUGACCCGACUUCAGCGUGUUUCUGACGUUUAUGGACUUGACUUCCUAGAAGGCUGAAGAUGAUGACCGAAAUGAAAAUCCAGCUGGUGUGCCUGAUUCUCCUGGCUUUCAGCUCCUGGAGUCUGUGCUCAGAUUCAGAAGAGGAAAUGAAAGUGUUAGAGGAAGAUUUAUUAACCAAUAUGCAUACAUCAAAGAUAAGUAAAGCAAGUGUUGCCUCUUGGAAAAUGACCCUGCUAAAUGUUUGCAGUCUUGUAAAUAACCUGAACAGCCAGGCUGAGGAAACAGAAGAAGCUCGUGAGGAGGAGCUUAUUACAAGAAGGAAAUUUCUCACUACAUUAGAUGGCUUUAGCUUGGAAGCAAUGUUGACAAUAUACCAGCUCCAAAAAAUAUGUCACAGCAGGGCUUUUCAACACUGGGAGCUAAUUCAGGAAGAUGUUCUUGAUAAUAGAAGUGCCAAAAAUGAGAAGGAAGAAGUGAUAAAGAGAAAAAUUCCUUAUAUUCUGAAACGUCAGCUAUAUGAGAAUAAACCCAGAAGACCCUACAUACUCAAAAGAGGUUCUUACUACUACUGACAGGAGUAAAUAUUUAAUUUACAUGUGAUUGUGAUGUAUGAUCCUUUAAUUAAUUAUCAAAUUAUAUUUGUGUGAAAAUGUGACAGAACACAAUUAUUUUGCUUAUUCAACAAUUGUGAUUUAUUAGAUGUGAUUUUUCUAUAUUAAUAUAAAUUGGACUAAAUGUUUAAAAAAGCUAGAUGUUGUGCAUGAUGUGGUGUGUUUAAUUGGAGUACAUAAUAAUUAAGUCACAUAUAGAACAUUUUGUAAUUUUGCAAAACACUUUAUGAGUUCUUUAACAAAAAAAAAGUUGACAUUUUAUAUCAAAUUAUGAGAUUAUAACAAAGUCCUAAAGCAAAUCAACUCACAUAUCAUUAGUAAAAAAAAAAGUAAUAGCACCUCUCAUUAUUUGACUGAAUGUUUUAUUGAACUGAAAGCAAUAUACUCUUUUCCAAGACUCCCUCAUUGUGAAUUAUGGACAAGUUAAUAGUGGUAAAAGAGGACAGUCUUAAAAGAAUAAUUAAUGAACUAUUGUUAAUUUUGUCUAUUUUAAUGAAUGAUGGUCAACGAAAUUUGUUCCCUGUUAAUGAACUUAACAACAAAUAAAAAUAAAUAAGCCAUCAGAA
Choloepus didactylus (southern two-toed sloth) is the source of this 1310-nucleotide messenger RNA. RefSeq names its product neurotensin (gene NTS). Gene Ontology annotation, molecular function: neuropeptide hormone activity. The transcript is spliced from 4 exons. Lineage: Eukaryota; Metazoa; Chordata; Mammalia; Pilosa; Megalonychidae. Bases 193 to 705 code for a protein of 170 amino acids. Gene Ontology annotation, cellular component: axon terminus; extracellular region. The record is from RefSeq and is a predicted model, not a curated record.